Messenger RNA from Hevea brasiliensis (rubber tree), 1412 nucleotides. Its product is annotated as F-box/kelch-repeat protein SKIP25. The record is from RefSeq and is a predicted model, not a curated record. NCBI's taxonomy places the organism in Eukaryota, Viridiplantae, Streptophyta, Magnoliopsida, Malpighiales, Euphorbiaceae. Gene Ontology annotation, molecular function: protein binding.
AGUCACUUUUCCAUUGCUGCUAAAAUUAGGCCAAAUAUAUAUUCACAAUAAAUGGUCCAGCAUGCGUGAACUUGAGGACGAUAAAAGCCUACAACCCUCUUCUUCAAUUCCCCAUUAAUUCGUCUCUCUCAAUUAUCUCUUUUGCUUUCUCUUAAUUUCUUUCUCUCCCAUGGAAACCAUCCCAAAACCUAGCAAAGAAACCAAGGAAGACUCCAUUGAUGAUAUCGAGAAUGAACUCCUAUUGCCUGGCCUACCCAACCACCUUGCCCAGAUCUGCCUUUCUUUUCUUUCUCCUGCCCUUCUUUUCUCCGUUUGCCACGCAUGGCGGCGACUCCUUUACUCUCACUCUUUCCCUCCCUUCUUUUCCCUUUACGUCCUCGUCUCUCCACCACCAAAUAGAAAAGUCGACCAAGUUGAUGCAAUCAAUUCGAUUCAGUUUUUGUCACUAGACCCCUUUUCUUCAAAAUGGCAAUCACUCCCUAGUCCUCCAAAAGACCCCCCACUUCAUCUCCUCCAUCGACAUCCUUCUUUCUUGUCAAGAAACCUUUCAAUCCAAUCUCUAACAGUCUCAAAUCAUCUUGUACUUAUGGCUGGCACCACUUGCCGUUUUGUCCCUGCACUUUCUAUGCCAUUACUCUUCCACCCAGAAUCCAACUACUGGUUCUUUGGUCCUCCAUUUACCAUCCCACGCCGCUGGUGCGCCACCGGCUCUGUUGGUGGCACAAUUUACUUAGCAAGCGGGGUUGCGUCGCACUACAGUGGAGAUGUGGCUAGGUCAAUGGAAAGAUGGGACACCAAACAAAGAAAGAAAAUUGGAGAUGGGAAAAUGGCACCACUAAAAGAUGGUAGAUUCAGUAGGGAAGCGAUAGAGGCAGUAGGCUGUAAAGGGAAGCUUUACAUGGUUAACGUUAAAGGUAAUGCAGUAAAAGAUGGUUGCGUUUAUAAUGUUGACGCAAACUUGUGGGAGAAUAUGCCCAAGGGAAUGCUUGCGGGAUGGAAUGGACCGGCAGUGCCGAUGGAUGAAGAGGUGAUAUAUGUAGUGGAUGAGGUGAAGGGAGCUUUGAGUGAAUAUGAUAGUGAAAGGGAUUGUUGGAAGAAGGUGAUUGAGUUGCCUGAGCUUAAAAUGGCAGAGCAGAUAGCUGCUGGGAGAGGAAGAGUUUGCGUGGUUUGUGGCAAUGGAGAAAAAAUUGUGGUGGUGGAUGUGAUGGCUACACCAGCAAGAGUUUGGGUGGUUGAGCCGCCACCUGGACAGCAAGUAGUUUCUGUUCAUAUAUUGCCAAGAAUGAGCAAGCGUGCGUGACUAGCCUUAAACAACUCAUGUAUGUGAUUAGCCGCUGUGUUUUGCGUAUGUUAUAAAUUUGUCUCUUUUUUCAAUUGAAAGCUUUUAAAUAAAAUGAGACUUUGGUUCGAAA